UCUUUCUGGUUGGCUACUGUCAAAUUAGGCAUUCAAACUUGGAGAUUCAAACUGAUCAAGACUUUUUCAAACCGAGCCACUUUGCGUAAUACGAAUUCCAAACAAUAACAAAGCUAACACAACACUUCUCCAUGCUAUCCGGGUUUCGUAGAAGGUGGUGCGGUUUGAUUAGCAAACCACAGCUUCAACUGAUAACAAUGGCAACAAACCAAAAUCCCAUUGAAAGUGCUAUCCGUGCGGGGCUGACGAAAGAGCUAUCGCCCGUGCAUUUGGACGUCGUCAAUGAAUCCUACAUGCACAACGUUCCCAAGGGUUCCGAAACACACUUUAAAGUUCUAGUUGUUUCGCAGCAAUUCGAAGGGCUCCCACUGAUCAAGCGUCAUCGUUUAGUGAAUGAAAUAGUGAAAACCCAGCUUGCAGGAGAUUUUGUUCAUGCGCUAUCAAUAGUGGCCAAAACGCCGGUUCAGUGGGAUGAAGCGUACAAACUAGAACCUAGUCCUAAUUGUAAAGGAGGAUUCGGAAAAUAAAGCAACAAACUUUCUUACGAAA
Anopheles funestus (African malaria mosquito) is the source of this 549-nucleotide messenger RNA. RefSeq names its product bolA-like protein DDB_G0274169. Gene Ontology annotation, cellular component: mitochondrion. Bases 132 to 527 code for a protein of 131 amino acids. The transcript has 2 exons. The record is from RefSeq and is a predicted model, not a curated record. Lineage: Eukaryota; Metazoa; Arthropoda; Insecta; Diptera; Culicidae.